UGCAAGGAGGCAUAGACAUGAAUACAACAACGCCAACGCUGGGCAAUGAAACACUGGACAGCGAAACACUGGAAAUGCUGAACAGCACUGUCAUCCAAAUCACUGUUCCCACUGUUUACCUGGCCAUCAUCGUCAUUGGUCUGCCCAGCAACGGCAUCUCCUUGGGACUGCUUUGCUUCCGAACCCAUCCCAAGACACCCUUGGUCAUUUUCAUGAUCAACCUAGCAAUCACCGACCUCCUACUUGCCGUCUUCCUGCCCUUCCAGGUUGCCUACCACCUAAACAAGAACAACUGGAUUUUUGGCAAGAGCCACUGCACCUUUGUCAGCACGUUAUUUUAUGCUAACAUGUAUUGCUCCAUCUUGACAAUGACAUUUAUUAGUAUCGAACGCUAUCUCGGAGUUGCCUUUCCAAUAUGGUACAAAACCAUGUGGAAAAGAAAGCAUGCAGUGAUUGCUUGCCUGGGAAUAUGGGCAACUUUGCUGAUUGUUCUACUGCCUUUCGAAUACAGUGAUUUAACAUUUAAUGUUCGGCAGCUCCAGAUUAUUACUUGUUUUGAUGUACUUAAGAAAAAUAUGCUUCCUGAUCAAUAUGCAUGGGGAUUUUUCCUGUUCACCCUAUUUGUUCUGCUCUUCCUGAUCCCAUUUAGCAUCACCAUUGUAUGCUAUGUGUUAGUCAUACUGAAACUCUCCCAGAAUUCUCACACAAGGGAGCGUCAGAAGAAAAGAAGAGCGAUAUACUUAGCCAUUACUGUGCUUUCAGUUUUCAUCGUGUGCUUUCUCCCCAGCAAUAUCACCCUCUUAAUUCACAUCAUACUGAGGCUUGUCUAUAAUAAGGGUUGCUACACAGCCUACAAGCUGACCUUGUUACUCAGCUGUUUCAACAGCUGUCUCAAUCCAUUUAUUUUCUGCUUUGCUUCCUCAGAUUUCCAGAAAUGCAUCUACCAGUUACUAAAUUGGAGGCAGUUGCAUGAUGGGAAUGACUCAGUCCCACUUCCAUCAGGAAGGCCUAGUACAACUUCGAUUUAA
Hypanus sabinus (Atlantic stingray) is the source of this 1028-nucleotide messenger RNA. Its product is annotated as P2Y purinoceptor 8-like. The record is from RefSeq and is a predicted model, not a curated record. The transcript has a single exon. Lineage: Eukaryota; Metazoa; Chordata; Chondrichthyes; Myliobatiformes; Dasyatidae. Gene Ontology annotation, molecular function: thrombin-activated receptor activity. Gene Ontology annotation, biological process: phospholipase C-activating G protein-coupled receptor signaling pathway; blood coagulation; positive regulation of Rho protein signal transduction. Gene Ontology annotation, cellular component: membrane. Bases 18 to 1028 code for a protein of 336 amino acids.